This is a messenger RNA of Larimichthys crocea (large yellow croaker), 1653 nucleotides long. Its product is annotated as large neutral amino acids transporter small subunit 2. The record is from RefSeq and is a predicted model, not a curated record. NCBI's taxonomy places the organism in Eukaryota, Metazoa, Chordata, Actinopteri, Sciaenidae. Gene Ontology annotation, biological process: neutral amino acid transport; amino acid transmembrane transport. Gene Ontology annotation, cellular component: membrane. Gene Ontology annotation, molecular function: neutral L-amino acid transmembrane transporter activity; L-amino acid transmembrane transporter activity.
ACCUGCUUUUCCAUUUAUCGGGGGCAUCAGCUGGAAGUCUUUUGUUAUCCUGCUCAUCACGGCCAGCCGACAGGACAAAUACCGAGCAUGAAGUCCGUCACUUAACAAGGAGCUUUCAGGGUUUUCGGGUCACAGCGGCUGCCGAAAAGACUAAGUAAGGAGGCGCUGCCCUCGUCAGCUGGACCACAAAAGAGGGGAGGCACACCGGGACUGGGCUUCAGAAUGACCGGGGGUCCGAGGAAGAGGAGCAGCAGCAGCAGCAGCAGCAGCGGCGGCGGGGGGGCCGGGUGCGGUCAGUCACAACCCCCAGACUCCCCGUCAGGUGAUGGGGGAGAUGCAGGAGCAAGCUCCGGCGUGGCUCUGAAGAAACAGAUUGGCCUAGUCAGUGCCUGUGGCAUCAUAAUCGGCAAUAUUAUUGGAUCAGGGAUUUUUGUGAGUCCUAAAGGGGUCCUGGAGAAUGCCAGCUCAGUGGGUGUGGCCAUCAUUGUGUGGGUUUCCACUGGAGUCAUCACAGCCAUCGGCGCUCUCUGCUAUGCAGAGUUGGGCGUGACCAUCCCCAAGUCGGGGGGAGACUACUCCUAUGUAAACGACAUCUUUGGGGGACUAGCUGGCUUUCUGCGCCUGUGGAUCGCAGUGCUGGUUAUCUACCCAACAAACCAGGCUGUGAUCGCUCUCACCUUCUCGAACUACAUCCUGCAGCCUCUCUUCCCCAACUGCCUCCCCCCAGAGAACGGCCUCCGGCUACUGGCUGCUGUCUGCCUGCUGUUGUUGACCUGGGUGAACUGCCACAGUGUGCGCUGGGCCACAUGUGUACGUGUCUUCACUGCUGGCAAGCUUUUGGCUUUGGGCCUCAUCAUAAUCAUGGGUUUCGUCCAAAUAUGCAAAGGUCACUAUUACUGGUUGGAGCCAGUACACGCCUUGGACUUCCGAGACUAUGAUGUUGGUCUGGUAGCUCUGUCCUUCCUACAAGGCUCCUUUGCUUAUGGAGGCUGGAACUUCCUCAACUACGUCAGGGAGCUGGUUGACCCAUACAGGAAUCUACCUCGUGCAAUCUUCAUCUCUAUUCCUGUGGUCACCUUUGUUUACGUGUUUGCCAACGUGGCCUACGUCACAGCCAUGAGCACACAGGAGCUGCUGGCUUCUAAUGCUUGGUCGUACAUUUGGAAAAAAUUGCUAGGAGUAAUGUCAUAUAUGCCCAUCUCUGUGGCGCUCUACUUCGGGGGAGUCAAUGGCUCCCUCUUCACGUCGUCUCGGGCUGUUUUCGCCGGAGCGAGGGAAGGCCACCUCCCACGUCUGCUGGCCAUGAUUCCGUCACAAGCUGCCUCCAAUCCCAGCAUUAUUGUUUACUUUGAUCUCUACUCUGCGAUGUUGUGCACCAGUGACAUUUACACACUCAUAAACUACGUGGGUUAUCAAUACCUUUUCUAUGGCGUCACUGUCGCUGGGCAGAUUGUGCUGCUCAAAGAGCCCAACCUGUAUCGACCCAUCAAGGUAAACCUUGUAUGGCCAGUCAUCUACCUGUUGUUCUGGGCCUUCCUGCUGGUCUCUCUCUACUCCGAGCCAUUGGUCUGUGGUACCGGCCUGGCUAUCAUGAACGGUGUCCCUGUAUAUUUCCUGGGAGUCUACUGGGAAAACAAGCCAGAGUGUUUGUGA